Messenger RNA from Mirounga angustirostris (Northern elephant seal), 3910 nucleotides. It is a transcript of the gene DNAJC22, whose product is annotated as DnaJ heat shock protein family (Hsp40) member C22. Bases 898 to 1923 code for a protein of 341 amino acids. Lineage: Eukaryota; Metazoa; Chordata; Mammalia; Carnivora; Phocidae. Gene Ontology annotation, cellular component: membrane. The transcript has 3 exons. The record is from RefSeq and is a predicted model, not a curated record.
UCAGGCACCUUAGGCGAGCCGCGUUCCCUCCCCGGGCCGGGAUAAGGGCUGAGGGGCUGGCGCUGUGGAGGAACAGAAGCACUCUGUCCGCGACGCGGAGGAGACGGGCGUGUGGGCCACCAGGCCCACCGCACCCCCAAGUCAAGGCUGGGGGACCUUGGAGAUCCAAGCCUUUCCUCUACAGAGGAGGAAACAGGCCCCAGAAGCGGCGUGACUUAGCCAAGGUCACGUAGCAGAACGAGGAUUGGAGCCCAGGGCACUGAAGCGAAGGCAUCUUGCAUCCCAGCUCCUUCCCAGCAUCGAGGUGGGAGGAAGGCCGACUGCUCUGGUGCUGCGGCCUCGCUCUCGCUCCCGCUCUGCUCUCCCGAUGGGACGCCCCUCACCCCAUAUCCCUUUUUGCUACUGAUUCUGCCUCUUGCCCGUAGGCCUCAGGAUACAGCGGACUUGGGCUCCGGCUAGAUCUGGAGGCCCCUCAGGUCUCAGGCUCAGGUCUCGAUGUAAUCCCCCUGACUGGCAGGCCUGGAGGUGGGGCAGAUGAGGCAAACUCGGGGGCUGGAGGUCCUCUCUGAGGCCUCUGCAUGGGUGAGUCAGCCUUAGAAGAAUUGGAAAUGGAGCCAUCCAUGGCAGUCUUGGAAGACAACGGAGUAGGAAGAGAGCGCACCCUGAGGUGAGGGACAAGUCACCCUCUCGUCUGUAGGGGUGGAAAGGGGCGACCAAAGGCCUAUUUCUGCGUUUGUAGAGAACCGCUCUGGGUUACUCUGCCCCGGCAACUGGACAAGGGUCUAAGGAUAACUCUGGGACCAUAACAGCCAUGAUUCUCACAGAUGACCCCAGAUUUCUGCAUUCUGGGCAAUGUCAGGUGCCACUGAACUUGAUCUGACACCUUUUCCUUAGAGGAUGGCCAAGGGGCUCUUGGUGACCUAUGCCCUCUGGGCUGUAGGGGGCCCUGCUGGGCUCCACCACCUAUACCUUGGGCGGGACAGUCAUGCACUGCUCUGGAUGCUUACCCUGGGAGGGGGUGGGCUCGGCUGGCUCUGGGAAUUCUGGAAGCUCCCAAGCUUUGUAGCUCAGGCCAACAGAACCGAGCGGCAGAGGCAGAGCUCCGGAGGGAGGACACCCCCUCUGAGUCUUAUUCGCUUUGUCGCCCAGAUGAUAGUGGGCAUCUAUUUUGGCCUGGUGGCUCUCAUUAGCCUUUCUUUCAUGGCCAACUUCUAUAUUUUGGGCCUCCCACUGGCAGUUGGCUUAGGGGUCUUGCUGGUGGCUGCUGUUGGCAACCAGACCUCAGACUUUAAGAAUACUCUAGGGGCAGCAUUUCUUACUUCCCCUCUCUUCUAUGGCCGCCCCAUAGCCAUCCUGCCCAUUAGCUUGGCUGCCAGCAUUACAGCCCAGAAGCAUCGCCGCUAUAAAGCUUCAGUUGGGUCAGAGACGCUUAGUGUUCGGCUCUAUCGUCUGGGCUUGGCUUACCUGGCUUUCACAGGCCCACUAGCCUACAGCGCCUUUUGCAACACAGCAGCCACCCUCAGCUAUGUGGCAGAAACCCUUGGCUCCUUCCUGAGUUGGUUCAGCUUCUUCCCCCUCCUUGGCCCCCUCACGGAGUCUGUCCUCCUUCUGCCUUACCGGGUCUGGAGGCUGCUGGUGGGGGAUCCUGGCUUCAGCAGCGGCUACUUCCAGGAGUGGGAGAAGCUCUAUGAGUUUGUUAGCAGUUUUCAGGAAGAGAAGCGUCAGCUGGCUUACCAGGUUUUGAGUCUCUCAGAGGGGGCAACAAAUGAAGAAAUACAUCAAAGAUACCGGCAGCUAGUGAAGAUCUGGCACCCUGACCACAACCGGCACCGAACCGAGGAGGCUCAGAGGCAUUUCCUGGAGAUUCAGGCUGCAUAUGAAGUCCUGAGUCAGCCCAGAAAGCCCAGGGGAUCCUGGAGGUGAGAAGAAAUUUCCCCUUGGGGAUGGACUCUUUCUGGCAGAACCAAGCAGCUUGUCCCAGCCCGGCUUUGCCCACUUGGGUCAUCCCAAUAGCGUUAAAGAAACUUGACUGUUUGCAGUGGGGAUGAGAACAACUUAAAGGGGUAAGAAAGCUUUUGUGGUAGAAGAAUGUAUUUAUGUUGCAAAUUUCUGAAUUCUCAUUAUUGUAUUCCUGACAAUUUCUUCUUAAAAUCAGAUAGUGAAAUGAAAGGCAUAUUAUAAAACCAAUAAAAUAUCUUUUAGAGAAUAUACUACCAUGCCCUACCCUGUUACGUUGAUGAGUGAUGGAGGAAGGUUGUUUAUCAAUUUCAUUUCACUCCUUUCCUUUUUUUCCCUUUUCUUUCUUUCUUUCUUUCUUUCUUUCUUUCUUUCUUUCUUUCUUUCUUUCUUUCUUUCUUUCUUUUUCUUUCUUUCUUUCUUUCUUUCUGUGUGCAAAGCACUGAGUUAGGAGAUUGAAGGAAAAAUAUGAAGGUUCUACUAUUUCACAAUCUGUCCUGUGACAGUAGGGAUAAGAGAGGGGUUAAAUUUUAAAAUUUCAGAAAAAUAUCUUGAUUCCGUUUAUAGGAGAGCUUUACUAGGAGCUACACUUUUCCCAAGAAGGAACAAGCUGCUGUGGGGGGCGGGUAGUACCCCCAUCACAAACUCUUCUGCUUGAUGAAGUAUUGUAGAGAGCCCUCAGAUUUUACAUGGGUGGUUGGACUGGCUGAAUUCUCAGGUGUCCCCAAAACUUGGGGUAUGACUCUGAACUAUAUACUCUGCUGCCUAGGAGCUUACAGUCUGGUGGGGGAUAUAACAUACACAGAUAUCAAAGUUCACCUCCUUCAGUGUUUUGAACUAAGUGUCAUAAGAAGUAUAGAGUGCGGGGUACCUGGGUGGCUCAGACGUUGGGCUUCUGCCUUUGGCUCAGGUCAUGGUCCCAGGGUCCUGGGAUCCAGCCCUGCAUCUGGCUCCCUGCUGGCCGGGAAGCCUGCUUCUCCCUCAAGCCACUCCCCCUGCUUGUAUUCCCUCUCUCUGUCAAAUAAAUAAAUAAAAUCUUAAAAAAAAAAAAAGAAGAAGUAUAGAGUGCGCUGGAACAUUGGCUAAGGGACAGAUGACAUUGUUUUAUGGGAACUCAUGGGAAAAUUCAUGAUUUUAUAUCUCAUGUGCCUUUAUGAGAACUUUGGGGAAACUCUAGGGAACCAGCAGCUUGAGCAUCUCAACAGGGUCUUAUUUAGUUCCUAUGUAACCAGCCAAGUGCGGAAGAAACAGCCUAGGAUACACAGGGACACUGGAGAACAGAAACAUGAUGUUAAAAUUAUAUACCUUUACUCUAGCUUUCUUGCUCUUCUUUUGUGUUUGUGUACAUCCCUCAAGCUUUUUUUUUCUUCUUUUUUUUUCCUGGAAAUUAACUCUGAGUGGUAUAUAUAUAUUUUUAAAAAGCAGAAUUAUUUUGGCUAGUAUUCCUUGCAGAUUAAAACAAAAUAUGGUCUUAUCAGUGGAGAAGAACGAAAUUUGUAGAUUUUUUUCUUUGUAUUCAUGUAUUAAAAAAAUUAAAAAAUUUUUGCCAAUGAAUUUUUAUACCAUGAUUUUAAGACCAAAUUAACUUUUACGUCUUUUUAAAGUUGCCAAAAAUUGAUAUACGCUUCUUCUGAAAAACACAAUUUGUCAGAUUAUCACAUGGAAUUUUAAUGAGGCAUUUUCAUAGGCUAUUGAUUAGUAACUUAUUAACAUGAGAUGUAGUACUAUUUCUGCAAAAUGUAAAUAUAUUAAAAAUAGUCUAUAAGGAAAAAGAGACAAAAGAAUGAUUAAGGGCUUUACUUGAUUUGGAAAAUUAUUAUACUGUUCUCAAAUUUUGUUAUGAGCUUUUGAUACAAAAAUAUAGCUAUAUGUUAAUUUAUUCAAAUAGGAACUAUCGAUGAGCAGUUUCUGUUGUUUCAACGGAGCAAUGCUACAAUAAAUAUCUUUAAAUGUG